Molecule: messenger RNA, 2669 nt
Organism: Sphaerodactylus townsendi
Lineage: Eukaryota; Metazoa; Chordata; Lepidosauria; Squamata; Sphaerodactylidae
Gene: CHST8
Product: carbohydrate sulfotransferase 8
Exons: 3
Coding region: 1-1332 (443 amino acids)
Biological process (GO): carbohydrate biosynthetic process; proteoglycan biosynthetic process
Cellular component (GO): membrane
Molecular function (GO): sulfotransferase activity
Source: RefSeq, a predicted model, not a curated record
AUGUUCAGUCAGCAUCACAGUGGGAUUUAUGCCACCUGCACUCUAACCAUUGACCUUCCUAUCCUCUGUAGAAUACCAAAGAGCUUUUCAGAUUUUACAGCCUCGAUUGUUGCAACAAACAAAGAUUUUUCUUUCUUCUUUCUUUCCCUAGGACUGAGAUACAACAUGGAAUCUCAGCAACCCAAAAAAGACUGUGCACCCAGCAACAAUCAGGAUGGGAAAACACAGGGGAACGCAGCGGCUGAAUUCUCUAUUGUAAACCAGAGGGCUUCGUUGCACCCAAGUGGGCCGACCGAGCGCCAAGGCACAGAUAUCAAGCCGAACGUAUUGUUUGUCAUUAAAGACCAUCAGAAAAAAGGCACAGGAAGCAAUUCUGCUAGGACUCACAAGCGAAAGAGGAGAUUUGUCAUCAAGAAGAGCCCCGCGCUGAUUGCCAUCAACGGCUCUUUCCCCAACCUCUCCAUUUUGAAAAUGGAAGAAGGAAGUGAUGUCAAGUGGAAAAGCCUGUACAAGACCCAAAGGGAGAGGAAGCGAAUCAUGAGAGAGACGUGUUCCAAAUAUAAGAGCAACAGCAAACGUAUAAUCACCCCGUAUCAUGUUUCCAGGAUAUUUGUCGAAGAUAAAUACCGAAUUCUCUACUGUGAAGUUCCCAAAGCUGGCUGCUCCAACUGGAAGAGAGUGCUCAUGGUUCUGAACGGCCUGGCCUCAUCCACCAGGGUUAUUCAACACAACACAGUGCAUUAUGGGAAUUACUUGAAAAGGCUGGAUGGCUUUGACCGCAAAGGGAUCAACUACCGGCUCAAUACUUACACGAAAAUGCUCUUUGUCCGCGAACCUUUUGAAAAGUUGGUUUCUGCUUUUCGAGACAAGUUUGAGCACCCCAAUAAUUAUUACCACCCUGUUUUUGGCAGACCAAUCAUUUCGAGGUACCGAGUCAACGGCACCAAAGAAGCACUCAGGACAGGCUCUGGGGUGAAAUUUAAAGAGUUCAUUCAGUACCUUCUAGAUGUGCAUCGGCCUGUGGGAAUGGACAUCCACUGGGAUCACAUCAACAGGCUCUGUAGCCCAUGUAUGAUAGACUAUGAUUUUAUAGGCAAAUUUGAAACCAUGGAAGAAGACGCAAAUUUCUUCCUGCACUUAAUUAACGCCCCACAAAAUUUGACUUUCCCUAGGUUUAAAGACAGACAUUCUGACGAAGAGCGGACCACCACUCAAAUUAUGCAGCAGUAUUUCACACAGCUUUCUCCUGCUCAAAGGCAACGCAGCUACGAUUUCUAUUAUAUGGAUUAUCUGAUGUUUAACUACUCCAAGCCUUUUGAAGACCUCUACUAAACGAGGAGGGACUGCUGGGCACCAUCUGCCAGCCGGUGUGAGGGAAAUCUUAUAUUGGUCUAUGUUAAAGAAAUUCCUGGCCAAUUGCCCCCAUUUACAAAUAUGAUAAAGGGUAGACCUACACGACAGGCUUUGACAGGUUAUGCAGUCAUUCCCCCCUCUCCAGAGAGCUCUGGGAAGUGUGGUUCUGUCUGAGGGGGCUGCAGCUAGAACAGUGGUGCUCAGCGUGGUGCCACGGCCCCUGCUGGUUUGCUUCUUAGUGCCCACUUCUUUCUUUCCCCAAACCAUAUUUUACUCAAAUUAAAGAGGCAGUCCUGGCCUUUCUCCACCCACUGGAACAAAAGGUGCUUCAGAAAACCCCACAAGGGUUCACAGAAGAAUGAGAGGCUUAAGGGCUUCCCAACCUUUUGUCAUUGCCCCCAUAUCAACUCACAAAGUUGACUAUUGCAGCAGGUGACCUCCCAUCUCUACUGCUCUGCUCCCCCCACCCACCCACAGUUGUGUGACAGGAGUAAAACUGGGGGAGGGGGAAUUACAUUGUGCCAUGACGUGAAGUGAAGUCAUAGCACUACAUGACAUUGUUUCCUUAGUCUCCAUCCCCAAAUACUUUAGCCCCCAAGAGACUCCUGGGUAACAACCCUAUACUCAUGGCAGCCAUUUUGUGAUUGCUCCGGCCUUCCAUGACGAAUGGCUCUUUCUCUGAAUACCAGAUGUGUCCACUGGCUUCUCAAGGUUGAGAUCCCCUGAUCUAGAAUGUCUUUGGGCAUCUCCAAAUGCAAUUCCAAGGAUUCUUUGAAGGAAGCCACGACUUAUAACAAGUAUGUGGUGUAAACUUGCUCUAAAUUAACUUCUCCAUUCAGGUGUUGAGCUGCUGUAGGGGAAAUAACCUUACCUCCAUAUUUUUCAAGGUUUAUCUGUGUAAAAGAAAGAAAGAGACCUCGUUUUUUUAAAAAAAUCAAGAAAAAAAUAUCACUUUCCAUCUAUUCUUAGGCCUGCAAAGUCUAUGGGAAAGAAGUGUUGAUUGUCUGUGCCUGUUUGUGAUAUAUGCUAGGCAUUCUUAAAGGAUCCAGUGCAGAGUUUGUUGCGGCUGCAGCAUAUUAAAAAGAAGCUAGGCUAUAACUCGCAAUUAGUAGUAUUUACAUGCACAACUUAACUGUCUCCAUCACAUCGUACAUUUUGACUAUGAUUUCUACAUUUGGUAUAUUUAUACAUCUAAUGGCAGGGCUCCUAAUAAAGCACAGAAUUUUUCAACAUGAUGUCAGUGGGUGUUUGCACUGCUCAUGAAAGAAAGGAUAGAAGGUGUCUGUAAAGUCCUCUGUGGUAUCCUCCCUAAUAAG